AAAAUAUAUAUUAAAGUAAUCACGUUUCCACAUAAAGUUUAUAUAAUUUUACUUUUUAAUUAGAAUAUUAUUAGAUUUAUAAUAAAAUAGAUCAUUUAAGUAUGUCUUCCAUUUACAUAGUGCGUGCGCAUAGAUGCACUUUCCAUUCUAUACCAUUCCACACCUGAACGUCCUGUAUAUGUCCAACUGUAUAGAUUAUAAUUGAGGUUAACUUUUCCUUCAGAGUGAGUCGUUCAUUGACAACUCAUAUUUUUUGAUAAAACAAUAUAUACCAAUUAUGACGUCUAAAGUUACUUUUAAGAUAACUCUUACUUCUGAUCCAAAACUUCCAUUUAAAGUUUAAUACAGACAUGUCAGAAGUAGAUUUUCUUGAAAUACAAAAAAUGUUUGACACAUUUUUAGUACUUUUAGAGAAUCCAGCUGUCUAUGAAGAAAUAAGCACUCAGGAUACUGUUAAAGCUUUUCAGUGUGCUCAAUUUAUUGAAACUACAAUUGCUAAAGCACAAGAAGUAGGCAAAGAAGAAAUUCUUGAGAAUAAUCUUCAUAAUUAUUGGUCAAGCAAAGGCAGAUUAAAUUUGUAUAAGUGUUCUGAACUGAAGAAUGCCUGUGAUAAAUUGCUAGAAGUCUAUUUAAAAGACAGCACUAUUUCAGUUGAUAUUGUGGACGAAUUUUUAAAAUUAUACAUUGAAUAUUGUGGUAUUAGUAGACUGAAUGAUACUCUUAAACACAUAUUAAUUAAUGGUGUAUGUACAAAUAUAAUUAUUGAAUCAUUAAUAGAAUUAGGUGUAUCUACCUGUAACAUGCAGGAUGAAGCUUUAGUUAUGUCAUGGGAAUUAUUAAUCAGCAAUAAUAAUGAGCAUCAAGUUCUAGAAUGCAUUCAUAAAAUGUUUAAUGAUGGUCUAUAUUCAAAACUUACCAAAUUUGCUGUUAAUUUAUAUGAUAAUAGUAAAGUCAAACAAAUAAUAGUUCAACUAUUAUCAGACAAACUUAUGCAGAAUGAUGUGAAUGUUUGUCUAGCUCUUGCAAAUAUAAGCGAUAAAUCGCUUCGGAAAUUAAUGCAAAAAAAUUCAGAACUUUAUACAAAUUUCCUUGAUACUAUAUUUUAUUUUGCACGCCAUAUGAUACAAGAUCAGAAUCAUUGGGUAUCGGACUGUGAAUUUAAGUAUGAUCAUCUUGUCAAAGUAGUGAAAAUAUUGUUAAAUGGUCCAGACGAAAUUUCAGAAAUAAUAUAUAAAAGAGUGCAGUUAGUUAAAGCACAACCUAAUGGGACAGUAUGGUGUAAAAUUGAAAAAGAUAUUGGAUGACUCAGUGUACCAGAUAACACACCUUUCACUGCUGUGUUAAAAUUUGCUGCUGAAGAGUUCAAAGUGUCACCAUCUACAUCUGCA
This is a messenger RNA of Megachile rotundata (alfalfa leafcutting bee), 1388 nucleotides long. RefSeq names its product Ubiquitin-fold modifier 1 (gene Ufm1). Lineage: Eukaryota; Metazoa; Arthropoda; Insecta; Hymenoptera; Megachilidae. Gene Ontology annotation, biological process: protein K69-linked ufmylation. The record is from RefSeq and is a predicted model, not a curated record. Gene Ontology annotation, cellular component: nucleus; cytoplasm.